CAUAAAAUAUACAAAUUGUUAUUUAAACAUAAGUAAUUCGUUUAAAUAUCUUUGGAUUACUAAGUAUAUAUAUAUUGGGAUUAACAUCAUAAACUAUUUGGAUUAAUUUUGCUGUGCAGAAACCUUUAAGGAUUAACAACAUCACAAUGAAGCUGCUCGCAUUGUUCUUAGCAAUGGCUAUUUUCAUUCUUCCCCUGAUUGCCGCCUUCCCACCCAAAGGUCGUGACUGUGAGGUGCACAAUUGUGAGUUGCAGGAUUAUAAGCCAAUUUGUGGCACAGAUGACAAAGGUGACACCAAAACAUUUACCAAUUAUUGUAUACUAAAAACUGAAAAUUGUCUACGCAAUCAAAAUUAUCAAAAAACCGCAGAUGGAGAAUGUCCCUAGAUGCUGUUUAACUCUUUAAUAAAAACAAAAUAUAUUUUAAUUCUUUCUUUAUAAUUUUUAAAUUUAAUUCCUAUUUAUACAUCUAUAAUUUACAUUUACAUAAAUAGUUCAUAAAAUUAUCGGAUUUAUUACAUUUAAUAUUUUAUUAGUUCUUUUCAUUAUUAUUUCUUUUUUACAUUCUACUAAUUAUUUCUAAUUCUAAUUUUUUUUAAAUGCUUAUGUCUUUAGUUUAACAAACAAAUCAAGAACAAACAAAUUAGAAAAUUUAUUAAAAAAACAACAACAACAAAAUCAAAAAAAAAGAAAACCGCAACAAAAAAAUGUUCUAAAUGUUGGCUUAUUUUAUUUAAACAAAAGAGUGAAGAAGAAGAAGAAAAAUAUUUAGUUUGAGUGGUAAUUGUAUGUGUGAUAUUUUUAAGAUUCAUAAAAUUUUCAUUAUUAAUUUGUUUUCGAAAUCAUAAUUAAAUGUAAAACUAAUUGUAAAGCAAAAAGUACGAAUACUUAGCAUCAGAAGAAAAUAAAUAUAUUAUUAAAUAAAUUACAA
Messenger RNA from Calliphora vicina (urban bluebottle blowfly), 930 nucleotides. It is a transcript of the gene peg, whose product is annotated as pegasus. The transcript has 3 exons. The record is from RefSeq and is a predicted model, not a curated record. Lineage: Eukaryota; Metazoa; Arthropoda; Insecta; Diptera; Calliphoridae. Bases 147 to 386 code for a protein of 79 amino acids. Gene Ontology annotation, molecular function: protein binding.